AUGUUUAAUAUGAAACUAUUGUUUUUCUUCGAAUUAUUCUGUAUUAUCUCGAUAUUUUGCACAACAAAUGAUUAUGUAUUAUCAUCUAAUGUCAAUAUUAUCAAAGAAAUAAAUGAUUUUUCUAAUGGAGAAUUGAAAGAUCCUAGUUAUAACAGUUCCGAAAAAUUAUCAGAAGCAAUUGCAAGUAUUAAAAUCAUCCCAGUAAACGGAGAGGAAACUGAAGAUGAAAAUUUGAUUUACGAUUCUGGAUCAAAUUAUUUUGAUAUAGAAUCAGGAAUUAAUAAAAAAAAAUUAAUCAACUUUAAAAGCUUUCCAAGUUUUGAAGAUGAAUUUGGCUCAGAAAUUAAAUCAGAAGAAAAUUAUAUUUUAAUUGAAACAAAGAAAAAAAAACAGUUAGGUCCAAUUGAUGAAACUGAAAGUAAUCGAAAUGAUAGAAACUAUAAAAGUAACGACUCAGAUUCUGAAUUCAAUAAUAAAUUUAUUAUUUAUAAACUAGAACCAAAUUUUGUCAAUAAUUCAGCAGCUAGUUCCCAAGAAACAAAAGUUUUACUUAGUGAUAAUAUCAUAACAAAGAAAGAGCUGUCUUACGGCCAAGAACUCUUGUUCUUUGAAGGAAAUAACUACUUGCCUACUGAAAAAAUAACCAGAAAAUACCCAAGUUACUAUCCAUACAUUAACCCAUUUAUACCAAUUGAAAGUCGAGAAACAGAGAAUAAAAAUGAAAUUCAAAAUAUAGCUCUUUCCCCCAUAAUUUUAAAAAUAAAACCUGCACAAACAUUAGGGAAUCAAUCGAAUGAAGAUGAGACAAUUAUCUCCAAUUUUAAUAAGAAAAAAAUUAAUCAAGAUAAAAAUAAUUUAAAGGAAAGUUUUCUAUAUUCAACACUAAAAUACGAGCAAGUAAACUCUCAAAAUGGAAAUUUUGUAUCAAAGUUCAAAUUUAUUUCAAACUCUUUUAUUUUAAAUAACCCUAAUAAUUCCACAACAAUAGAAAAAAAGUAG
Molecule: messenger RNA, 999 nt
Organism: Cryptosporidium ubiquitum
Lineage: Eukaryota; Apicomplexa; Conoidasida; Eucoccidiorida; Cryptosporidiidae
Exons: 1
Coding region: 1-999 (332 amino acids)
Source: RefSeq, a predicted model, not a curated record